This is a messenger RNA of Aricia agestis (brown argus), 1435 nucleotides long. Its product is annotated as facilitated trehalose transporter Tret1-like. Bases 2 to 1435 code for a protein of 477 amino acids. The transcript is spliced from 3 exons. Gene Ontology annotation, cellular component: membrane. The record is from RefSeq and is a predicted model, not a curated record. Gene Ontology annotation, molecular function: transmembrane transporter activity. Gene Ontology annotation, biological process: transmembrane transport. NCBI's taxonomy places the organism in Eukaryota, Metazoa, Arthropoda, Insecta, Lepidoptera, Lycaenidae.
AAUGGUGUCGCCCUUUGCUAAACAGGCAUGGACAAUACUAGGCGUUCUGUUGAGUAUGUUCAGUCAAGGAAUACUGAUGGGCUACACAUCCAUCCUACUGCCCUCCCUGCUAGAUCCAGAAUCAGACAUAAAGGUUGAUCUGCACACGGCAUCUUGGAUAGCCUCAGCAAUCGGCAUGAUGGGUAUACCAGGCUUCCUGCUAUCGGCAAUCCUCAUGGAGAUGUACGGUAGACGACUCCCUCAUGGCUUAGCUGCUCUACCGGGAGUUGUUGGUUGGCUCUGCAUCUACUAUGCCAAGCGCGUGCCUUUAUUGGUAAUUGGCAGAGCUCUAGGAGGAUUAUCUAUAUCUAUCUCUGUCUCAACUGGAGCCAUAGUUAUAGGAGAAUACGCUGCGCCCAAACACAGAGGAAUGUUCCUGAAUCUGAAAACUGUUGCUGUGUGUUUCGGUAACAUGGCAUCACACAUUCUGGGGUACUACUACCACUGGCGAAUCAUAGCUCUGAUAGGACUGAUCCCACUGGUCGCCUCCUUUCUAAUCACAUGCACGUGGCCAGAGAGUCCAGCGUGGUUGGCAUCAAGAAGAAGAUUCAAGGAGAGCGAAAUUUCAUUCUAUUGGCUGAGAGGACAAACCAAGGAGUCCACAAGUGAAAUAGAAGAUUUAUUUAGAGCCCAGAAGGAAAGAAUGUCGAAUGCUCUUACCAAAACUUCAACAUGUUUCAGGAGGAUGGUAGAGUUUUUAAAGAAAUUCACGAGAAGGGAUUUCAUCAAGCCCGUCCUUAUAAUAAUGUUCGGUUGUAUACUUGUAGAGUCGUGUGGGAGACAUAUUUUCCCCGCGUUUGCUUUGCAAAUUAUAGAGGAGGUAACUAGUCUUAGGGGACAAUCAUUCUACUACAGUCUCGGAAUGGAUAUUACAAUUACGACAAGUGCAUUACUAUCAUCAAUUUUGAUCAACUAUAUGAAACGACGGACUCUUUUGUUUGGUAGUGGUAUUACAGCCUUGCUUAUUCUUUAUUCUAUAUGCGGCUACUUGUACUUGGUUAAUAUAGAAGUGUUUCCAUCUAGCCCAACUGUACCUAUACUAAUGUUUGUUAUCUAUUUUAUUGUGUGUAAUUUGGGUUGCACUGCAAUACCCCUAGCAUUGUUUGGGGAGAUAUUUCCGUUAGCACAUAGAGGAUCCGGUGGGUUUAUCGCCGGAUCCUUGGUCUCUAUAAUUUUAACUAUCACGAUGCAAGUGACACCGUAUCUGCUGGUGAACGCCAAAGUUUACGGAACUUUUGCUAUUUUGGGUACUGUUAUGCUAUUAAGUUUGAUAGCUCUAUGGAUUUUACUGCCAGAGACUAAAGACAAAACGUUGCAAGAAAUAGAGAACUACUUAAACUACGGGAAAUAUAGCAGAGAUGACAAUGAAGCUAGACUAAAGAUGAUCCCGGCUUGA